AUGGCAGAUGAUAAGAAAAUUUACACUGCUGAGGAAAUUCAGAAGAUUGCGCCAAGGUAUAGAGGCAAGCCAGAAAACUUCAACCCGAGUAAAAUCGGUCAGAAGAAGCCGGCCACCGUACCAAAAGGCAAACGCAACGCUGAGAUUCCACCGCCAACAGACGCACACCAUCCACCAACAGCACAGCGAAAUGAUUCAAUCAUUUCAGAAGCUAUAUUCGGUGUCGAAGUAUCUGUGACGGAAAUUGCACCUAGGCAGUCCUUCGCGGCAAACUACUCAAAAUUGAUUGACAUAGUAACGGAAACAUAUGCGGCAUACCAAGCAGACGAAAAGGUUCUUGACAGAAUCAUCGCGCGCGAGGAAGUCUCAUACUACGCUACAGCUAUGCUUGAUCUAAAACUACUUGAGGUAAAAGCAAAGCAAGGAGACGCUGUCUUGACCAGUGCAGAAAAGGACAUGAGGAAGUCCACUGUGGAUGAAACAUUCAAUGUUCCACAAACAAUCCUCACAUACCUAAAGGAGGUAGGUACAUACACGGAUAGAAUGGGAAAAGAAACUCGCCACGAGGUUCCAAAUCUCCCAACAACUGUGGUGCAAAACUUCGGGGGUUACCAUGCUCAAGAAGUGAAUGCAGACAACCACUGUUUAUUCGAAGAAGUACCAUCUCUAGGUAUAGCUGGAGAUAUGGGAACAUCAUCAAAAUAUUUUAAUUAUUUUAUCAACUGCGAAAAUGGAAACAUUGAAAUCGAAGAGACCAUUCGCGAAGGUUUCUUAAGUGAUUUCUUCUCAGUAAAAGUCACAUACAUAGAAGUUUUUGAGCAACCUAAUCACAAUACUUCAACCCCUAACUUGGCACGUUCGUUUUCGGGUGGUAAUGUGCAACAGGCUCGCUUGCCUAAAAUAGAGAUUCCUAAAUGCAAAGGAGAUUACAGAACCUUUGUAACUUGUUUGGAUCUAUUUAAUGCCCAGGUUCAUAUUAAUCCAAACUUGUCGGACAUUGAACGCUUUAAUUAUUUGCUUUCGGUUUUAGAGGAUCCGCCCUUAUCAUUGGUAGCGCACACUUUCAUAGCUGAUAAUUAUCUCACGUCUUAUGACACUCUUGAACAACGCUAUUCAAAUGGUCGUUUGAGAGCUCAAGAGCAUUGGAUAGUUCCUGUAGAACAUGACAUGAUACUAAACUUUUCAGACCAUUUUAAACAACUUAUUAAAUCUGCCCCUAAAGGACCAAAAAAGGAAAAAUUUGCUAUAUCAACUUAUAGGAUAAUGAGGUACACCAAGAAUAACAAGUUUAUUGAAUGCUCUGAUCUAAGAGAUCUGGUACAAAAGUAUGUACCCUUAAAUGAUCAAGGUUACUAUAACCGCAUGUUUGAAAACAUUACCUUUGACGAUGAGGAUCCAAAUUCUACCGAACUUAACGAAGAUCAAGAAGCCGGAAACGUCAGUGAUUCUUCCUAUGUUUGAUAUAUUAUUUGUUUACAAUAUUUUUAGUGUCAUAUUUCAUUUUCAAUAAAAAAAAUGCAAAAUUAUUACAUGUGUUUUGACUCUAUUUUAAAAAUUUUGGCUUUUCGGGGCAAGAAACAGGCAACUCCAUUUUUUCAAACUCCUUUUUUAGCAUCUACAAUGUGAAUGAAAAGCAGUAUCUAGGUAAAUAAAGCUUAUCUAAUAUUACUCUAGAGAACUCAUACCAUUAAGCAUAAUUUUUUCUAAAUUUCUCGAAAAUAUUAUGUUUUUUUUUUUGAUUUCCCAACAUUUUAAAAAAGUGGAGUUGCCCAGUUCUUGCACCGAGGUCUUCGUUUGGAGUCUGGAUCAGCUGGAGUGACGUCACCUCAGCAAUCUAUCCUCUUCCUAGAUACAGGAAACAACACCAAGAGCUCCAGUUCACGAAAGUGAAACCCCAACACCCAUUGAAGAGCUCCGAAUUGGAAAGGUAUAUGGUAUCAGAUUCACCGGCAAAACCAAGAUGGCAACACUAGAAUUUUACAGUAACAUUCACUGUUACUCUAUGAAACAUAUUACAUUGUUAAAUAUCAAAUAAAAUUAUUGUUUGUUGGAUUUUGAGUGGUUUCAUUUGCACAUAAAGGGACUACACGUUAUCUUAAUUUCAUUUGAAUUCAAUGACCCUAGGUUAUCUUGUCUUAUAGUAACAAAUUUUCAAAUUAUUUUGUAACAAAUAGUAAAUUCCGCAUGGUCAGCGAUGAUGCAGAUCUGGAGGAGACCAAUUCCUGGAGAAUCCAUCUGCGCUUUGUAUAGUGCGAGAUACCUUUUCGGAAAAUUAAGCAGCAUUCAAGACUUGUUUCCAACAGACGAAUGGGAUUUUGCCGUUGUUAUAUUGUUGUUCAAGAAACUUGAUCAGUCGCUCGUAACUAAAUUUGAAUUGGAAUAUGUUUCCUCAAAAAUUCCAACUAAGAAAGACUUGGUUGAUUUUUUGGAAAAGAUUUGUGUUGCUUUUAGUACGCUCAAUUUUCCGUCCAAUUUUGACAAAGGCAAGAAAUCUGCUCAAAGGCUUUCUGAAAUAGUUGGUGGAAACGGCCAUGAAUGAAAUGAAAAAAAUAUUUCCAUUUAUAGAGGAGCUGAGGCUGUACUACCCUUAUUGGUGAGAUUCUGAAGAAUGAAUAGAGGGAAACAUUGUCUUAUACACGGAAGGCUCCAGAAACUCAAAUGGUGUUGGAGCAGGAGUCUUCAGCAGAAGACCGAGGAUUGAAAUUGAAAAUUUUGUUCUUAUUCUGUGUGCCAGAGAGCUAAUUGAUGGCUCCACCACAAACAAAAACAUAAAUAUUGUGUCAGUCAAGCGGCGUUAAAAGCACUUGGCUCCUACCGGAUAACCGCAGAACUGAUGAGAAACUGCAUACAGACCCUUACUGUGCGAGGCACCAAUAAUAGGGUAACCUUACCUGGGUGCCGGGGUAUC
Ceutorhynchus assimilis (cabbage seed weevil) is the source of this 2908-nucleotide messenger RNA. Lineage: Eukaryota; Metazoa; Arthropoda; Insecta; Coleoptera; Curculionidae. The record is from the annotation of a GenBank genome assembly.